AAGCUUUUUACUUUCAGUGCAGAAAAAAUAAACAAACAUUGAUGGUGCACUUGCAGUCUGUGUUGGGAGAAAAGCAAAGUCAAUCAGUUGUCUGCCUGCCACUAAAGUGAACACAUGUGCCAAGCUAUGGAGGUUGAUAAUAUGGAGCCCAAAUUGGAUAUCUACCGAGACUCGGUCGUCUUUAUAACAGGCGCCACUGGAUUUGUGGGCAAGGCAUUGCUGGAGAAGUUACUCUGGAGUUUUCCACAAAUCGAGCGUAUUUACAUACUCAUCAGACCCAAAGGUGGUGUCGGAGCCGAGCAGCGAUUUCAAAAUUUUCUGCAGAAUGGGAUUUUCGAGCGUUUACGAAGCGCUUAUCCUGAACGCCUGAAGAAAAUCGCCUACUUUCCUGGCAACAUUGAGGAUGAUAACUUUGGUUUAAAUGAGUUGGACAAACUCAAACUGUGCGCCCAAGUUCAAAUUAUUUUUCACAGCGCAGCAACAGUGCGAUUUAAUGAGUGUCUAAAGGUGGCAGCACGGGUCAAUUCAGUUGCCACCUACAAUCUGCUAGAGAUGUGCAGGGAAAUCACACAAUUGAAGAGUUUUCUCUAUGUUUCGACUGCCUACUGCAAUCCGGGUCGUAAAUACGUAGAUGAGUGCAUCUAUCCAACUCUUCCACCCGUGGAUUGGCUACAGUUUCUCACGUGCACCAAGAAGAUACCCGAUGAUUAUCUGAAUCGCAUGGCCGACUAUAUAAAGGGUCCACAUGUGAAUACUUACACCUUUACAAAGUCAAUAGCAGAGCAGAUUGUUAACUCCUACAAGGACCUGAUACCCAUUGUCAUUGUGCGUCCAUCGAUUGUAACGGCAGCGUACAAGGAACCUUAUCCAGGUUGGAUUGAUAAUAUACAGGCGAUCAGUGGGAUUAUGAUGGAGAUUGGCAAGGGCGGCAUAAGCAGCAUAUUGGGCGACAAGAAUCUCAUCUGCGAUAUCAUUCCAGUGGAUUUUGUAGUCAAUGCAAUGAUAAUGAUGGCUCACAAAGCAGAGCUCGGCAGCAUCAGCAUUUGCAAUGCCACUUCGGGUGUUACGAAUCCCAUCAGCUGGCAGAGAUUGGGUGAACUUACCAUGAAAUGGUCACGCAUUUAUCCCACAAAGCGCAUGAUCAUGUUUCCCAAUUUCAAGUAUCGUCGCAAUUCCCUAAAACACGAGUUGGCCGUGUGGUUGCUUCACUUUGUGCCCGCCAUCUUCAUGGAUCUGCGCACGCUUCUCCUGGGACAGAAGAAACGCUUCGUCACGCCGAUUGCCAGUAGAUUUCGACAGGCCUGCUUGGCAGGCAGUUUCUUUUCGCUCAAUGAAUGGAUCUUUAAGAAUCGCAGUCGAUACUACUUUAAGGACUUGAUUGAGAAUGGAACAUUUCGCAUGCUCUACUGGAAUCUGGAUGAGCUCGAUUACGAUGAUUAUAUCCGGUGUCAUAUGAUAGGCAUUAACAGAUAUUUACAUCGUGAAAAGUUUACAAUUGAUGCGAAUAAAAUGCAGGUGACCAGAGUCUAUUGGUUUUGGAUUUUCGCUCAUCUCUUUUUCUAUAUGAUGAUUGUUUAUGUGUUUUUAUAGUCAGAUUGAAAUAAACGACAAAGCAAAAAUGUUUGUUAAGAUUGUGCAAAUCACA
Molecule: messenger RNA, 1645 nt
Organism: Drosophila innubila
Lineage: Eukaryota; Metazoa; Arthropoda; Insecta; Diptera; Drosophilidae
Product: putative fatty acyl-CoA reductase CG5065
Exons: 8
Coding region: 115-1590 (491 amino acids)
Biological process (GO): long-chain fatty-acyl-CoA metabolic process
Cellular component (GO): peroxisome
Molecular function (GO): alcohol-forming very long-chain fatty acyl-CoA reductase (NADP+) activity
Source: RefSeq, a predicted model, not a curated record